Messenger RNA from Coregonus clupeaformis (lake whitefish), 1379 nucleotides. Its product is annotated as glycosyltransferase family 92 protein F13G3.3. NCBI's taxonomy places the organism in Eukaryota, Metazoa, Chordata, Actinopteri, Salmoniformes, Salmonidae. Bases 2 to 1327 code for a protein of 441 amino acids. The record is from RefSeq and is a predicted model, not a curated record. The transcript has 7 exons.
GAUGGUGAAGAGGCGUAUGUUUCCUCUACUGAUAGCUUCUGCUCUGGCAGUCAUGGUCUACAUCAUCUUCACAUUGUCCAGGUCACAGCCAGGCAACCACCAGCACCUCUAUCCGCGCCACAUCUCUGACCAGUCCAUCACGCCUGUCAACGACACCAAACACUUCAUGGUGGGGGCCUACAAGGAACAUCGUGUGACGGGAUGCUCCGUACGCAUCAUCAGUAUCUUCAGACGAGACUCUGUCCAGCCUCUGUACUGUGUGUUCUACUGUGGGACUCACUGGGCUAAUGGAACGAAGGCUGAAGUCCAGAUGCACUCUGACCACUUUGGUACCUGCAAUUUGCUAUUUGGUUUUAGCCCUGUUUCCCCCUUCGUGACGACCGACGUCCUUUGUCCGAAUCUUCCCGACUGCAACCCGUCACACGUGACCCUCGCCACACAAGCUGACGCCAAGCUCGCUCAGAACCAAUCCUUCCUCCGCAUCCAGAACCUUGUGAAAAUGGAGGAAGAGGAGUUUCAAUUCAACUUCACUGUCUGUUGGUCCAAUUUAUUUGGUGAUUAUAACAACGUGCUUCAGGUCACCCAGACUCUGGAGAUGUACAAGUUGUUGGGAGUGCAGCAUGUUGUGGUGUAUAACACCAGCUGUGGACCAGACCUGGAGAGACUGCUACAGAGUUACACACAGGAGGGCUUUGUGGAGGUGGUGCCCUGGCCUAUCGACCAACACAUGAGCCCGUCCCGUGGGUGGCAACCCAUUGAACAUGGAGGGGACAUCCACUACUACGGCCAGUUGACCACUCUGAAUGACUGUGUCUACAGACAUAUGUAUCAGUCACGCUAUGUACUGCUGAACGACAUAGAUGAGAUUAUAACUCCAUACCAGCAUCAAACCCUGCCCCAGAUGAUGGAUGUACUUCAGAGGCAACACCCAAAGGCCGAAGUGUUCCUCAUAGAGAACCACAUCUUCCCUAAGUCCCAGUUUGAGCCCAGUGGAAAGUUUGAACGGCCCCGCUGGAGGGAUGUUCCAGGGAUCAACAUCAUGGAGCACAUCUACAGAGAGGAGCCAGACUAUCGCAUCUACCACCCUUCCAAGAUGAUAGUACGGCCCAGGGCAGUGGAGCAGACGUCGGUCCACUCUGUGCUGCGUAACUUCGGCCAGACAGUGAAGGUUCCUCCUGAUGUGUGUCAUAUCAUCCAUGUCAGAGUUCCCCUACGAGGACGACUGACCAAGAAAGAGCUGCAUGAAGACAAGAGGGUCUGGGACUAUGAGAGACAACUGGUGCCUAAUGUUGAUAAAGCACUAGAUCAAGCAGGACUACUAAUCUGAGGGUAGGAAGGAAGGAAGGAAGGAAGGAAGGAAGGAAGGAAGGAAGGAAGGA